Ziziphus jujuba (common jujube) is the source of this 621-nucleotide messenger RNA. Its product is annotated as classical arabinogalactan protein 7. The record is from RefSeq and is a predicted model, not a curated record. The transcript has a single exon. Lineage: Eukaryota; Viridiplantae; Streptophyta; Magnoliopsida; Rosales; Rhamnaceae. The coding region runs from base 1 to 621 and encodes 206 amino acids.
AUGGCUCUCUCACGUGCCAUGCUCGUGCUCUCCCUCUCGUGUGCUCUCCUAGCAUUGUCCAAGGCUCAACAAGCACCAACCUCGCCUCCAAACUCCUCCCCCACCACUCCUUCACCCACUAGAUCCCCGGCACCACCACCGACUACGACUGCAACACCGCCGCCUUCCACCGCCAUGCCUCCGACAAGCCCCGCAACUCCUCCCACUGCCAAAGCCACCCCUCCGACCACCGCCACCCCUCCAACCACCGCCGCCCCUCCGACCACCGCCACCCCUCCAACCACCGCCGCCCCUCCGACCACCGCCACCCCUCCAACCACCGCCACCCCUCCAACCACAGCCACCCCGCCGACAACAGCCUCUCCACCGACCUUGCCUGGCCCUUCUCAGGCUCCUACUACUCCUUCUCCGAUGUCGUCGCCAUCGCCGGGGGUGUCAUCUCCUCCUUCAUCCAGUCCUCCUCCGAGCCCCACAAUGCCAGAGACUCCAGCUCCUGGACCUUCCGGUCCCACUGCUGGACAACCUGCACCGGCGAGCGCAGUCCCACCCAGCGGAGCAUUUGGUCAGGGAAGUAGCAUGGCUUUGGUGGCCUUUUUGGCAGGAGUUGCACUCGUUUUCUAA